Messenger RNA from Limanda limanda (common dab), 2009 nucleotides. It is a transcript of the gene ifrd1, whose product is annotated as interferon-related developmental regulator 1. The coding region runs from base 192 to 1478 and encodes 428 amino acids. Lineage: Eukaryota; Metazoa; Chordata; Actinopteri; Pleuronectiformes; Pleuronectidae. The transcript has 12 exons. The record is from RefSeq and is a predicted model, not a curated record. Gene Ontology annotation, cellular component: nucleus.
AGGAAAAUGUAUCGUCCCGGCCUCACGUCUCUCUCCCAGAUCGCGCUCCGCUCCUGUUCGUCCUCUGCGCCGCGGGAAGCCCCCCAGGAAGCCCCCCACUCCACCAGGCAACACAGUAAAAGCUGUUCGUGUGUCGGGUGAUUUCGGAUCGGGAGGUUUCUGUUGUUUUUCCGCCUUGAUCCGAACGGGAGAUGCCGAGGACCAAGAAAAAGCACAGCCGAGGGGGGCACAAUGGCAAUGUGCAGCCCUUCAGUGAUGAGGACGCCUCCAUUGAGACCCUCAGUCAUUGCAGCAGCUUCAGUGACGCCACCAGUGUAGCGGACGAAGGUGGAGAAGCUAGUGAAGACACAGCCCAGGAGGAUUUUCAGUACAAGCUGAAGGGCUUCAUAGACAGCACCGUGGACAAGAGUGCUAAGACCCGACAGGGGGCACUGGAUGGGCUAAAGAGUGCAAUGGCCACACGGAUCCUGUAUGAGUUCAUCUCUGACCGAAGAAUGACCAUCACAGACAGCAUCGAACGCUGCGUUAAGAAAGGUAAAGGCGAGGAGCAGCGAGCGGCAGCGUCUCUGGCCUGCCUGCUGUGUAUCCAGCUGGGCUCGGGCAUCGAGAGUGAGGAGGUGCUGAAAACCCUCAAACCAGUCUUUAAAAACAUCCUGGCAGACGGAUCAGCCAACAUACAAGCCCGACAGGCUGUGGCAACGAGUCUGGGCCUGUGUAGUUUAGUUGCAGAAGACGACAUUUUGGACAUCCAUGACACCAUGGAGUGCUUUGAGAACCUGUUCUCCCGGUCCUGUGCGAGGGGGGACGGUACCUGUCCUUCGGUCAGUCCGCAGAUGAGCCAGCUGUACACCAACGCCCUGCUGUCCUGGGCACUGCUGCUCACCAUCUGCACCGCCAGCCAGCUCAAACACGUCCUGCACAAGUUCCUGCCCAAACUACCAAAGUUGCUGGAGAGUGAGGAUGUCAACAUGAGGAUCGCUGCAGGGGAAACCAUUGCCCUUCUGUUUGAGCUGGCCAGAGACAUGGACGCUGAUUUUGAUUUCGAUGGCUGGGAGGAACUGUGUGAUAAACUGAACUCGUUGGCCACAGACUGUAACAAGCACAGAGCCAAGACGGACAAGAGAAAGCAGCGCUCUGUGUUCAGGGACGUGCUCAAGGCUGUAGAGGAGGGUGAAUUCCAAUCUGAGACCAUUCGCUUUGGGACAGAGCGCAUGACCAUUGAUAGCUGGGUCAGAAAGAGGACGUAUGAUGCCUUCAGGGAGUUUGUGGGCUCUGGGAUGAAUGACCAUCUACAGGGAAAUGAAUUCAUCAGAGACGUGUUUGAGCUUGGACCACCGAUACUGGUUGAUGCCGCCACUAUAAAGGCCAUGAAAAUACCUCGCUUUGAAAGGCAUCUGCACAACUCUGCUGCAUUCAAGGCUCGGACCAAGGCCAGAAGCAAGUUCAGGGACAAGAGAGUGGAUGUAGGAGAAUUUUAAGUUUAAUAAUUUUUUUUUUGACUCUAGUUACCCAUUAAUCAUGCUUCCCUGCUUUUUUUAGACAAAUUGUUCAGAUAUGUUCUCCCCUGAAAUCAUUCAAGUCUCUGACACUCACCUUCUGUUGACGUAAGAGUCGGCCAUAUCAGACACUCUGCUCUGUAAAGGACGAUGCUUUUUUUUUUUUACAGUAGCUACACUUCACAUCUACAGGAGGAGAGUGUGAGGGUUUUGUGUGGAGUCCAACAUUAAUAUAUUCACACAUUAACUGGUGUUGUACAUACAGUGUGUAUUUGUUUUCUUCUCAUGUUAAUAUUAAUUUUGUGGCCUUUUUCUUUGGAGCGUUGUAAUAAGUUAUGAUUUUUGUGAGCAAUUGUCUUGCACUAUGUAUUUCUCUUUUAGUUUAUAGCAAAAAAACAUGUAACUGUCCUGUUGUAUUCUGUUGCACUACCUUGGUAAACAUUAAGUUGUAUUUUAGUAUCAGGUGUGUAAUUUAAAGACAAGGGUGAUGAAAUAAACACUAAAAAGCUGUAA